UUAAGAGCGACGGACGUGAUCCACAAGCAGGAGAAGCAGGAGUGAUUUCCUCUUGCGUUGCUACGAUGUAACGGCUCACUCUAAACUCGAGACGAGCCUGUGAUUACAGAGUGACUUCCCUUACGAGUUUUUAUAUCACCCUGUGCUAUUUUUGUGGCCCAGUAGUGAUUUACAGAGCAGAUAGAGACGUUUAUUAGAGGAUGGCCGCAGACGUGGAUAAAGCUCCUGCCGGAGAGCCAAAGGAUGAUCAUGGUGAAGAUUGCGCGACUCCAUCCAGCAGACGCGCCCGCUCACGUUUCAAGCAGCUCUCCAGUUUAUUUCUAAUCGCUGCUGUUCCUUUCUUCGGCUUUUGCAUUAAAUAUUACCAGGACACCCAGCUUGUGAAACGACAUGAGGCAGGAUUGAAGGCGCUGGGAGCAGAUGGACUCUUUUUCUUCUCAUCCCUGGAUACCGAUCAUGAUCUUUAUCUCAGUCCAGAGGAAUUCAAACCUAUUGCAGAAAAACUCACAGGUGUGGCACCUCCCCCAGAGUUUGAAGAGGAGAUACCACAUGACCCGAAUGGAGAGACGCUGACCCUGCAUGCUAAAAUGCAGCCGUUACUACUGGAAAGCAUGACUAAGAGCAAAGAUGGCUUUCUAGGGGUUUCACACAGCUCUCUUAGUGGGCUGAGAUCUUGGAAACGUCCAGCUGUUCCUUCAUCCAUGUUUUAUGCCAGUCAGUUCAAGAUCUUCCUGCCACCCAGUGGUAAAUCGGCCCUAGGUGACACUUGGUGGAUCAUUCCCAGCGAAUUGAACAUUUUCACCGGCUACCUUCCCAACAACCGCUAUCAUCCUCCCACACCACGAGGCAAAGAGGUACUGAUCCACUCUCUGCUGAGUAUGUUCCACCCACGGCCUUUUGUGAAAUCCCGCUUCGCUCCACAGGGAGCUGUGGCUUGUAUUCGGGCUGCUAGUGAUUUCUAUUAUGACAUUGUUUUCAGAAUCCAUGCUGAGUUCCAGCUAAAUGAUGUUCCAGGCUUUCCAUUCUGGUUCACUCCUGGGCAGUUUGCUGGUAACAUCAUCCUCUCUAAAGAUGCUUCUCAUGUCCGAGAGUUUCACCUCUACGUCCCAAAUGACAAGUCUCUGAAUGUGGACAUGGAGUGGCUUUAUGGGGCCAGUGAGAGCAGCAACAUGGAGGUGGAUAUUGGAUACCUGCCUCAGAUGGAGCUGAGGGCAGAAGGUCCCUCCACUCCCUCAGUGAUCUAUGACGAGCAGGGGAACAUGAUUGACAGCCGAGGGGAGGGAGGAGAGCCCAUUCAGUUUGUCUUUGAGGAGAUUGUCUGGAGUGCAGAGCUGAGUAGAGAAGAAGCAUCCAGACAUCUGGAGGUCACAAUGUACCCAUUUAAAAAGGUACCAUAUUUACCAUUCAGUGAGGCCUUUAGCAGAGCAGAUGCAGAGAAGAAGCUGGUUCACUCCAUCCUGCUCUGGGGCGCCCUGGAUGACCAGUCAUGCUGAGGUUCGGGGCGGACUCUUCGAGAGACAGUCCUCGAGAGUUCGCCCGUUUUGACCUUGCUCAACCAGAGCUUCAUCAGCAGCUGGUCUCUAGUCAAAGAGCUGGAGGAUCUGCAGGGUGAUCAGAAGAAUCUGGACUUGAGUAAAAAGGCCCGUUUACAUUUGGAAGAGUAUACUUUUCCAGUGGAGAUGAUGGUGGCGCUACCCAACGGCACUGUGGUCCAUCACAUCAACGCCAAUAAUUUCCUGGACCAGACAUCCAUGAAACCAGAAGAGGAAGAGGGGCCUGCUAUCAGUUUCUCAGCAGGUUUUGAGGAUCCUUCAACGUCCACAUACAUUCGCUUCUUACAGGAAGGACUAGAAAAGGCCAGACCUUACCUGGAAUCAUAAAACUAUUUCUCUCCAUUGGUGCACAUUAGAGAUAAAUGAGGGGAGUAUAGGAGGGAGAAAGAAGGGAAGCACUGAUAUCAGCUCUGUUCCCCCGUGUCUGAUUUUAGGAACGGAAUGUGGAGGAGCUGACACAAUUUCUUCAUUGAGUAGGCAGCUGGUGGCCACGUCUUAAGAGUGACACAUUCCAUGUAAAAAGUGCACAAUAUAACAUCGUUAUAACAAGAGUGUGAUAUGUCACACAGUGAACCAUAAAGGGUGUUUAACUCUACACAAUAACAAAAUCUCAAAAUCUCAUAUUUUUAUAUAGAAAAUUUGCCAAUUUUGUGCAAACCUUAACACUUCCUGAGUGACGAAUGUCAUUAGUCUGAUCCAUUGUUCAGACUAAUGAACUGAAACAGCAUUAUGUGUUGUGUUGUAUACUGAUCUGAUAAAACCACUUUUAUACUUUGUUUCAUACAUAAAAGCCACUUAUGUUUUUGCUGCAUCAUUUUUGUUUGUUAUUCCAGAUAUUCCUGUAGGACACAGAACUUUGCUGGCUGUUGCUUCCUCGAUUAGGCAGUUUGUGAUGGUCUGGUCUGAAAGCCCAAUCAGGGUGAGAGCAGACCUGAUGUUGUUGUUUAAGUCUGUGGAAGCAACGUCUGCUUUUCCGUGUCUGAACAGAAUACUGGCACUAUGCUAAAACACACACAAAGUGAAGCUUUGGAUUACAGCUCAACCACACAGCUGCAGGAAAGCUGCCAUGGGCUCUAAUAUAUCACGCCUGAAAUCCACUUUUGUCUAAGGGUGGAGGUACGCAAUGGUCAGUUAGGAACAUCACAUUUUUGUCUUUUAUAAAUUAAAUACAAUGCAAAAAGCUUACAUGCCCUCACUUCUGAUUCUUUCUACCACAUUUAAGCUGAAACCAGAGUAGAAACAUGAUGGAAUACUAGAUUUAAAAUGUAAGCUGGCAUGUUGUUCAUUGUCUUUAAAUGGUGCAAUACGUUAUUAAUCUUUUCAGCAAAUAACUUUUGCACUACUGUUCAAAAGUUUGGGAUCUGUAAGAUUUGUUUAAAUGUUUUAAAAAUGAGUCCCUUAUCCUGACAAUUAAUUAGAUCUAAAAUACAGAAGUAUUUUAAAAUAUUACUACAAUUGAAAAUAUCUCAGUGUCACAUGAUCCUACAGAAAUCAUUCCAAUAUGCUGAUUUUCUGUUCAAAAACAUCCAUAUCAAUGUUGAAAAUAGUUGAAGACACCGUGAUAAAUUUUAAAUGGGUGAAAUAGAUGACUAGAAUGUUCAAUAGAAAUCUUUUGUAAAGUUAUAAAUGUCUUUACUGUCACUUAUGAUCAAUUUAAUGUGUCCUUGCUGAAUAAAAAUUAGUAUUGUUAUGACCCCAAACUUUUGAAUGGUAGUGCAUGAAAUACCAUCCCUAUAACUGCAGUUUGUGUAAUGCAAUUCUCUACUGGCGUCAAAUAAAUACAAUGUGAUAUUUUACAUAUAAAUAAAA
Molecule: messenger RNA, 3362 nt
Organism: Carassius auratus (goldfish)
Lineage: Eukaryota; Metazoa; Chordata; Actinopteri; Cypriniformes; Cyprinidae
Gene: selenon
Product: selenoprotein N
Exons: 12
Biological process (GO): calcium ion homeostasis; skeletal muscle fiber development
Cellular component (GO): endoplasmic reticulum membrane
Source: RefSeq, a predicted model, not a curated record